GCCGCCCGGCGCCUUGCGGCUUCUCGCCGCUCCUUGUCGUGAUGGAGAGUGCCGAGGCGGCGGGCCUGCUGAGGGAACACGGCCCGGGCGGGCUGCCGCGGUUCCGGACGUACCGCCGGCGGUGGGUCCUGCUGGCCGCCGUAUGCCUGCUGAACUGCUCCAACGCCAUGGUAUGGCUGACAUUUGCUCCUGUGGCUGAUAAGACGGCUGCCUACUUCCACAUUUCCCUGGAGGUGGUCAACUGGCUCUCAACAGUGUACCUCCUCAUCUCGAUCCCAUUUGGUGUGGUGGCAACAUGGGUCCUCGACAGUGUGGGGCUCAGAUGUGCUGUGAUCCUGAGCGCGUGGCUGAACAUGACCGGUAGCAUCAUCCGGAUGUUCAGCGUCCUGAAGUUCCUGAGCUUGGGUUCUCAGAGUUACUGGUACCUCUUUAUUGGGCAAUGCAUCUGUGCACUGGCACAGCCCCUUAUCAUCUUUUCACCGACAAAACUGGCAGCAUUAUGGUUCCCAGACCACCAGAGAGCAACAGCAAAUAUGAUGGCAUCGAUGUCCAAUCCCUUGGGUGUUCUUAUAGCAAAUUUACUGUCACCUGCACUGGUUCCAGAAGGAAAGCACAUCCCAUUGAUGCUGGGUGUUUAUACUGUCCCAGCAGUAACAGCCUGUGCUCUAGCAACUGUGGGAAUUCAUGAGAAGGUUCCUCCAACGCCUCCUUCAGCCAGUGCCACUUAUUCCACCUCUCAGCCAUUUCUCACGGGGCUCAAAAUGCUCCUGAGGAACAAGCCAUACAUCAUCCUGGCGGUGUGCUUUGGAGGAGGAAUUGGGAUGUUCACCUGUUUUUCAGCUCUGCUAGAACAGAUCCUUUGUGAAAAGGGAUAUUCAAAUGAAUUUGCUGGCUUAAAUGGUGCACUGUUCACAGUGUGUGGCUUGCUGGGUGCUCUUCUGCUAGGCCUGUAUGUAGACCGGACAAGGAAUUUUAUAGAGUCCACUAAGAUUUUUUUCUGUCUGAGUUCACUUGCCAGCAUCAUGUUCGCAGUGACUUCUCGGUUUAGGCACCAGGCCAUCACACUGGCCAUCAGCAGCUCACUCUUUGGUUUCUUCGGUUUUGCCAUCUAUCCCAUUGCCAUGGAGCUGGCUGUGGAGUGCUCCUACCCUGUGGGAGAGGGCACAUCUACAGGCCUGAUUUUUGUUGCAAGCCAGAUUGAAGGUGUCAUUUUAAUGAUUCUGCUACAAGCCCUCACUGUGCGUGUUGCUGAGGUCCCAUCCUCCACCUGCACCCUUGGCCAAGAUGGGUCCCUGGAUUGGACAGCUCCGGUACUGGUGCUGGCUGGCCUCUGCAGUGCUAUGGCUUGCUUCUAUGUCAUCUUCUUCCACACUGACUAUAAACGGCUCCAUGCUGAGAGAAACAGAGGUGACUUGGUCAAGGCAGAAGAUACAGCAACAGCAGACACUCCUGACGCCUAACCAGGCCAAAAAGGGGAUGCCAAGGGCCCAGUAAGAGAAGGACUCAGGCCUGUGGGCACGGACUAUGACUACAAAUGCUCAGCUGGCACACCAGGAUCUCUGGGUCCUGUUGCGCAAGCAGCAGCAACUGAGUCACUGGAGCACCUUUGCUGUGCUUUCUCCAAUCUUGUAUUUUUGAGUCUGGGCUGUAAGAAAGGCUGUGCUGACAGAUAGGUCAAAGUGGGACUGGACAACUACGCAGGUAAUGGGGAUUUUUGGCUGACUUGUUUCGUGCUAAAGAAAUGUUGCAGAAGAGAGAAGCAUCAUACUUCAGCCAUUUUUUCAUUUUCAUGUACUUGGAUCAUGGGUGACACUUUCAGAAGGAUGGAAGCCAUGCCUAUCACAAACAUAGUGGAAAACUUCUGUUUAAGGACUGUGAUUCUUGCAUAGCGUAACAACUCUUUCACUGUAAGGUUGGAGCUACUUGUGCCUACUGCCUAAAGGGCAGUAGGAGCUAGAGCAUCCUUCUGUUGCAGCAAGGAAUUGCAGGUAUGUGAUCUGUAAUCCAGGAUAAUUUUAUGUUUACAAACACUAUGUUUUUUAAUAAAGGAUGAUUUAAGUAAA
This is a messenger RNA of Colius striatus (speckled mousebird), 2063 nucleotides long. RefSeq names its product solute carrier family 49 member 3 (gene SLC49A3). Gene Ontology annotation, molecular function: transmembrane transporter activity. Lineage: Eukaryota; Metazoa; Chordata; Aves; Coliiformes; Coliidae. Gene Ontology annotation, biological process: transmembrane transport. The transcript is spliced from 10 exons. Gene Ontology annotation, cellular component: membrane. Bases 42 to 1460 code for a protein of 472 amino acids. The record is from RefSeq and is a predicted model, not a curated record.